Molecule: messenger RNA, 11122 nt
Organism: Lutzomyia longipalpis
Lineage: Eukaryota; Metazoa; Arthropoda; Insecta; Diptera; Psychodidae
Gene: unc80
Product: protein unc-80 homolog
Exons: 30
Coding region: 134-9844 (3236 amino acids)
Biological process (GO): monoatomic cation homeostasis
Cellular component (GO): cation channel complex; axon
Molecular function (GO): monoatomic cation channel activity
Source: RefSeq, a predicted model, not a curated record
GCUCCGAGUGAUAUGACAUAGCCCUUUGCGUGUCCGUUCCACUCGCGCGACAAAAUUGCUGAACAAACUUCUUCGCACUUUUUUUUCUUCCUUCUUCUGCACCCCACCCAGCAUCCAAUAGCUGAGCAUCGCAAUGGAGAACCUCACUCCCGACGCCAUGGAUGAUGGAUUGCAAGAUCUGGGUGUUCCUGUUCCGGUACAAACAUUCCUCUGGCGACAAAUUGCACCAUUUAUUCGACCAAAACUUGGCAAGCUCCACGAAGCCAGCUGUAUGUUUUGCCAACAUGCACCAGGACAUCACGAGCUUAAGGAAGCUUGCAAGUCCUUUGAAAAAGUUCUCGUGCAAAACAUCCAGUUUGGCUUGUCGCCAUCGCUAACGUCAGCCUUGCAAGCAAUUCCCAGAUGGAGGCUCGUUCAGGCUGCCCUACCCCAUGUUAUGCACUGUGCGGCAGCUCUUCUUCACAAUAGGGUGAAGGAUCUGCAGAGUUUGGGUGCUGCUGAAACGAAAUUACUCUACACCCUGCACUGGAUUCUUCUCUAUGCUGGCGAAGAAUGUGCCGAUUCGGAUGCUGAGCAGGACAAGCAGUCCCUCAAGAGUCAUCAGUAUUUAUUUUCCGUUCCCACCAUCUCGCUCUUUGUCUACCUGUUUGCCCCAGUUGCACAUCACCUCAAGGAGUCGGAUUUUCAGAAUUUCCGCCUUGAGAAUGGGAUUCGUCUGUGGCAGGGAAUGUGGGAGUAUAGGGCACCCAAUGCGCCGUGCUUCAUAGCCCCUGUGAAGCCGAGGGCGAGGCAGUUGUACACCCCAACAAGUCCCAAAUCAACAAUGUCUCCCGAUGAAUAUCCCAUCAGGAAACAAUCUGGGGCCGAAGCAACUCCCCUGAGUCUCGAUUCACCGCAGAGUCUCUCGUAUUCAACGGAACUGCCAAAGCAUGAUGACGAUUGGAUUUCUUCACCAAAAGACUGUGCUUUCCCCGAAACGAUCCCCGAGGAGGCAUCCAGUGUCGAGGAGGAGCGAGUUGUUAUUUUUAGACUUCCAUCAUCUGGCCAGAAUUUAUUGGAAUCAUUCUAUACGGCCGAUGCUAGCUUGCUUCAGCAGAGCAACCGUGGUAGCAAACAAUCCUUACUAUCGCAAGAUAGACAAGACAGAGUGCCAAACCGCUUUGAUUUUGAUAAAAUUGAAGUAUGUGAAAGAGGUCAUGACAGGAGAGACUUCCAGGGAAGUAGCAAAAUCUGUUCUCCCAUUGAUAAGGACUCCAUUGAUGAGGGUUCAAAGUCUCCGCAUAUAGUGAAGUACGACGUAACAGCUGCAACAUUCCUCGAUGUUGCAGUAAUGCGCUGCCUAUUUAUAUCACAUUGGCAAGAGGAGGGUGUUUACUGGAGCCUACACUACUUCAACAAUAGGCUUCGUGAUAUCAGCGAAGAAGCCUCUGUGCCAAUUCCGCAGCCUAGAAAGCGGUCUAAUUCACUUCCGAUACCCCAGAUUGAGAUAUCACUGUAUCAGGGGCCUAAUAGUCGAGAUAGUCCUAGUGGGAGUUCAGCAGGAAAGGACUACAUUGAGAUACCAGAGCCGUCUACAACUGCUCAUCUAACUGAUGACUCUUCGAGUGGUCGACGUGGUAGCGAGAAGAAGCGUCGCGUAAAGAUGGCGGACAUUGCAAGGGCUUUUGUAGAAACCAAAAUGUUUUCUAAAUCCGACAGAGCUCUAGAAAAAGUUGGUUUAGAUUUUGGAACGAACGGAAAACAUUUAGAAGAUUCGGACUUGCAUAGAAGCUUGGAUACCGGCGAAGCUCAUUUAUCUAGAUCCGUCUCAAUGAUCCACCGUGCUCCAUCAACUAAUCUCGUUAAGGGCAAGAGCAUGCCGAGUUUAAGCUGUCUUCUUGAUAGCGGGUAUGUGGAGCCACAGAAGGUGGUUAAGCCUACACCACCACCACCACCUCCAGCGAGAGCGGCUGUUUUCGCGAGGAAUCCAAUUAUAACAGUUACAGAGCACACACCUACCCCAAGUCCGGACUACUUGCGUCGCCAGGGAUCUAUUGAUUCACAGCUGGACGCUCUAAGUAGCACUGGCAGUGCUUUUGGAUUCCGCAGUCAAAUGCUACGAUCACACACGGAUUCCCAUAUUGCCUAUGCUGGGCCAGAUGAGACCGAAGCUCCAGGAUCGUCAUUCUAUAUUACACCCGAAGGAGGAAUUGACUAUGAGAUUUUACUUUUGGCCGUUUAUACAAUUUUCAAAAAGGACUCCAACAUCUGCUCCUUGAGAGUUCUCGAAGCGGGAUUGAACAUCAGUGAGCUCCUUCUCGAUUUGGGAAUCUUGAAGAUGGGCCAGCAUGCUCAUAAACUCUCAAUGGGAAUACUUAAACGUGCCCUCCUCCACCUUGGCUGCCCACAUGGGUGCAAUGAAGGAAUUCGCGGACCACCAGCUGAAUUCCUUCGCACACAGUGCCACACAAUCCUCUCUCGGAUGCUCCGCCAGGUUCCAGCACAAUCCCGGAACUACCUCCGUAACAUGGUGAGAACGACGCAGCUGCACGAACUCAUUGAAUUCUUCCACGCCUUUGUGGGCUUCUGCGUGGAUCCGAGUUCACUCCUUUCGCCGCUUAGCGGUCAGGGGGGCUAUGCAACCAAUUUCGGGGGCGGCCUCAGUGGCGGUGCCGAGAGUCAGGUCAUCGCAGCCGUCUUCAAAGCCCUCGUCACGCGCUUCGUGGAGUCCUUCAAGGAUCUCAAGAGUCAGGAGAACAUUGCUCUUUACUGCGACGUCCGGCAGCUCGUUACGUACGUCAAGGGAGCCCAUGGGGGACCCUUCAGGCGCGUGGCACUGAGCGGCAUCAUGGCCGUUACACCGCGGCCACACAAGAAGGGGCCCAACUAUCAAACUACGAGAGUCAUCAGACAUAUUCCUCACACGGAUACGCAAUCCUACCAGCAGGAUGAGAGGGCUCAGAGGAAGCUACUCUUUAAGAAGCGCAGCACAUCCUCCACUUGUGCGAGCUUACUGGAGACAUCUGAGACCUAUGAGGAGCCCUUCCGGCACAGCCAGAGCCCUCUGAGCAAUUUACGCCGCAAAACCGCCAGCGUGCGUCCAACUCUCACUCCACGACACAGCGAGAGAGCCCUUCUGUCGGACUCAACGUCCAGCUCUGAGCGCAAUUCCGGUGGGAAGUUGGGUGGGAUUGUACGAUGGUUCCGUGGCUCCAAGGAUCGCUGCUCGAUUGACUUGGAAACGGGAACACUCGCUCCUGACAUCAUGGCUUCAUUCGCACGACAGAGCUCCUUUAAGCUUCAGGGAAGGAGAUCCGGAGAGGGCUUGGGGAGAUCCCUUCAGAGAGCCAGACGCCGCGUGGAGAGACGUCUUGGGAGAUUUGGCAUUGGGAAGGGGAAGAAGAAAGUUGGUGGAACUGAGGAAGCACCAGGAAGUUAUUUCAGUCGUAGAAGUUCUUAUGACUUUGGGGAGGGCCCCCGUGAAUCGGAAGUUGUGGUGCUGAAGGAGAGACGCCUCGUGCCAAUCCUUGCCGUGCGCGAGGGAAUGUGCAGAUUCUCCUUCCUGUUGGAAACUUGUGCUCCAGGAUCUGUUCCCGAUGCUCAACUUGUGGCUGCAACACUGGAUUUGCCUCAAGCUCCGCUGGUCACAAGAGCAGCAUUUUUGCUGGAAUGUGCCCAUUUUGUGCAUCUCUGUAAUCGUGGGCAGUGGCCCAGCUGGAUGAAGCAGAAUCAACCAUUUAGACCAUCCGGACCGAAUUUGGGCAGUCGUUCGGCACUGGCAAGCAGCACCAGGAGGAUUCAUGUACUCCAGAGGGCAGCUGGGAAGAUGUUCUACCAGUGGGCAGAACUUUUGGGAGCUCGCCUGGAGGAGAUGCUGAAGAAUGAGAAGCAAACGUAUGACCAGGUCACAGCUAGUAUGUGUGAAUCUGAGAAACAACGACAGCUCCUGCUGCAGGAUGAGGAAGAGGAUUUCCUGGAUGAAGCUUGCGUGAAUCCUCAUGGGAAUGACUGUCCACCAGCACUGAAGCUCGUCGCGUGCGUUCUCCUCAAUGAGAUUACAGCGUUUCUCAGGGAAACCUAUCAAACUCUCCCGAAGACUUCGAAGCUGUCCACAAAGGAGAAACCAGCUCCGUGGGAGAAGGUUUACAGGGAAGCCAAUCGUCGGUGGUCCAUGGCUCUGAGUUCCAUGGGCCACAGUCAAACAUCCGCACAGAGUCUCCAAUCCAUCGCUGGUGGGGAUGGUGUGCAACCCGAGAGGAAGAUCUCCUUUGUCCUCCAUGAACCUGACAAUGAAUCCGAGGGUAGUAGCAACACAACGGUGACGCUUCAGGGAGAGGAACCCAGCAUUCAGCCACAGAGACGUCCAGUAGCGGCUGUUAGGCCAUUCCUCCUUCGUCGUGGAACAGCUGGUGCCCCCACUGGGGGAUCAUUCAAACGUCGUUCCCUCAAACUUCGUCGUGGAACAAAGGAUGGGAAAGAUCUCGAAUCUGAUUAUCCCGUGAAGAGAACUGAUUCAAUCCAAUCCAGAAGGAAGGUUUCCUCCCUCUCAGACAGAAGCGACACAUCUGAGCAGGGUGUAGCAAGUGGUGGUGAGGAAUCUCCUGGGAUACUCAGCGAUGAUCAACCCCCAGAAUCCCCGAGUGAUUCCAAUGAUACAGAUGAGACGGGAAAGACAAUGCCCUGGAUGAAGGCAGCCCUGGAAUUGGUGAAUUCAUUCAACUUCUACUGCUCCCAUCAGAAUUUCUGCCAUCCAUUCUGCUAUCGUCGGCACAUGCGAGCUUCUUCGCGGCUCGUCAAGGCCGUCCGGAAGGUUUAUGGAGAGGAAUUCGGGCUGGUUUUGGGGAUGGAAGGAGGGGCCAUUGAUAGUGGACGAUUGGGUGGAAGGAGAGAGCGUCGUCAUGGAAGAAAAGUUUCAGAUUUGAGCUCCUCACAGACAUCGCCGUCGCGACGCAAGGAUAGCAUCCCAAGGAAAGACAAGAUUGUCCAUGACGAAGUAGACGCAGCUCAGGCCCAGGCUAAACCCGAAGAAUCCGCUAAACGCCGUGAAACAUCUCUGAUGCUGAAAUACUUGAAAAAUCACAUUCGGGAGAUGUUCCACAUCCCCAUUGCGACUCUCAUUAAGGGUGCCGCCAUCCUGACUGAGGAUCAAUUCAUUGAAGCCAUUCCAGCUGCUUGGGAGCUUCUACUUGAGCCAAAUCAGGAAACUGCAGCCACAUCGGCGGCUUUCUUCAUUCUUGGCGCUGUAAAAGCUCCCAAUUUUGUAUCAGACAUCAUGCAGAAAGCUCUGAAGAAUAAGGAUCCCGACAUAAGGAUCGGGGCGAUUUUGCGGUAUCAAGUUCUGUGGAAGUGUCGCUUCCAGGUGUGGCCGAGAAUGGAGGAAGGAGCGCACAUGUCCUUCAAAGUUCCCCCACCUGGGAUUGAAUUCACGCUCCCAUCGCCAAAGAUUGGGAUUGAGAGUUUGCCUGUUGUGGAUCCCCCGUGGAGCCCACGGCAGCAAACAAAAGAUAUGGAGGUGACGCUCAAUCAGGAGCGACACAGAUCCUUUGUAACAGCCACAAAGACGAGGAAGAAGCAACAAACGGAAGCUAUUAAGUACGCCCUGCAGCAGCAGGAGGAUAAGCAAAGAGCUGAACGGCAGAGUUUUAUGAUGACAACGAUUCCCAUUACACAGCAGGCUGCUCAUGAGCCGGGGCUGGAUCAUGGUCCGGGAGAGGAUCAUUUGGAAGAGGAGGAGGGAGAUGUGGGACGAACGGCGCCGCAUCUUCAUGCAGCUCAUUCGCUUUUCCCAUCCGUUUUAUGCUCGUCUGUUAUGCAAAUUGUUGGAUGCCUCGAUGAUGCUGCUGUUAGUUCCGACGGAUGUGCUGUCUACGAAAUUGCUUAUCAGGUGAUUUGGGUGUGCCUCGUGGAGGACUCCGCACUCUUCCUUCGGUACGUUCUCGAGAGAUUAACGCGCGACCGACAGGAUCAGAUGUUUAAGCUUCUGCGGCAUCUUAUUCGCUUUGUCCCCCGUCUCCCGCAACAGGCGGCAUUUGCACUAUAUAACUACAUCAUCGGCUACGUCAUGUUCUACGUGCGCUCAUCCCAUGAAUGUAGUCAACAGCUUGUUGGCUCAGCUCUAUCAAUUCUCUGGAUGGUAGUUCACAGUGUCCAUGGAAUUAUGUUUAAAGAUCUCAAACAGAUCCUGCGGAAAGAGCAAUGUGAUGCCUCCAUCCUCCUAACAGCCAAUGUCCCAUCCGCCAAGAAGAUUGUCGUUCAUGGGCCUGAAGAUAAAGAUGAAGGAGGAAUCCCAUCGCAAUUUCCAGUCCAGGAAGACACGCAAUUCCUCCAGCUUCUCCGGGAAUCUCUGGAUUUCUUUGGAAUUGAGGAGAAAAAUCAUUCCUAUCACUUUUUAAUUGAUUACAAAUCUCAUCAAAUCUUGAAUCCAAAUUGGUAUGUCCGGGAUUUGUACUUCUUCAAGAGAUCUCAGUAUCCUCAAUUGAGAUUAGUUGAAAUGAAGCCCGAGGAAGCUUUUUAUGCUCUGCAAAAGCAAGAGCUGAUGCGGAAGUUUGUUGAAAUUGGAAAAGUUCACCUCACAUGGGCUAUUCUCAAGAAUGUCGACAUGGUCGUUCAGAGAGUUGUUUUCCUUCAUGAAGAACUAAUGAAGUUGCCCUCCUUCCCACGAAAAGCUCUCGAGGUUGAUCUUGAUUUGCACCAAGGAGGAGAAUUGGGCAAAGAACUUUUGGGGCUGGAUGUGUUGCACAAGUUUAUGUGGGUGAGAUUAAUUGCGAGGAUGUUUGAGGCAAUGGCUGGGAAUUUUGCCUACUCAGCUGAUAUUCAGCUCUUCCUGAAUGUUCUCUCGGGAGCUGCAAUCCUCCAUUCUGAAGAUUCGUGCAUAAUGCGCUACGUAACGGCUACAUUCAUCAAUGCAGCUUUCAAUUUUAAGAAUAUUUUCUCCACAAAUGGAUACUUUAUGAUCAUGCCAACCCUCCUCCAGGUCUACUCCCUUCAUCAGACCAAUAAGUUGGUUACAACGACCAUUGAGUAUGCUGUUAAGCAAUUCUAUCUGCUUAACCGGAAGCCUUUUAUUCUGCAAAUGUUUGGCUCUGUUUCGGCAAUCCUGGACACAGAUGAAGACGGAAUGUACGGGGAGGCGCACAAAGUGCAGUCCAGCUGCUUAUUUAAUCUCCUCCUGAGCUUGGAAACUCCCUCCCCGGAUCCACUAAAUAUUGCUGAGCUGGUCAAGGAACCCAAACCUCUAAAAGCAAUUGAUUUUUGUUACCAUGAUGAGGAUGAGAUGGUCACGGUGUUGGAUUGCAUAACUUUGUGCGUUAUGGUGGUUUCGUACUCAGCUGAAAGCACCCGAGGUUAUCAAAUGCUUAUUAUCCUGGAAGCCAUCCUGCCGUGCUACAUGCAGAAAAUUCAAUCCCCGAGCUAUAUUCCUCUUGAGGGGAAAUCCGAGAGAGAUAUUAUUCUUCAGCUUGCUAUUGCUAUUAGAACGAUGGUGCACAACUGCGAAGGACUCUCCAAGAGCUACAAUGGGCCGUUUCGCAAUAGUCCAGAACACAAGGGAUCGAGCCAGAGGAACUGCAGCCGUGGUCCCCCGUGUUCACCAGGAUUGGAUUUUGAGGAUGAAUCCCAUUCAAAGUACGUCAGUGAUGUGGGAAGGAUGAAAAUCAUGGAUACAGCGGAAGAUUCAGAGCUUGUACGAGCUGAAUAUCGUCGUCCCAGGGAUGUUCUCUUAUCCGUUGUUGGGGAAUUCAUAAGUCGAGCCACAACACGUCUCCAGGAAUUAUCCAAAAAGCAGGGAGCUGAUACGAAGCCCGUUGAACUCCUUGAUGUGAAGUGCCACGUGCGAUUGGCAGAUAUUGCCCAUUCACUCCUGAAAGUAUCUCCGUAUGAUCCGGAAUCAAUGGCCUGCCGAGGACUCCAGAGGUAUAUGGCGUGUGUCUUGCCACGUGCGGAAUGGGCAGAUGAUGCUAUGCGACCAGCUCUGGUGACCAUUCUCCGGCGCCUAGACAAAGUUUUCAUGAAAAUCUCCAAGAAACCCUCAAUUCGCAGGAAUACGGAUUGGGAAGCAGCUUCAGGGCUCCUCAAGGGGAUUCAUGAGACCGUUAUAAGGUAUCCCUACGUCCUUCAUUGGCAACAUGUUAAAGUUCUCCUCAGCACGGUGCAGAAUCUUAUUGUGCACGAACCUGGACAAUCUCCUGAGGGAGUUUCCAGUGCAGGAGCUGCUGUUAUGUCCCAAAAUCCUCCACCAUUCUUCUGCUCAACCGCAGUACGUCUCAUCACGCUCCAGGUCGUGAGUCCAGUUGAUUGUUUCACUCUUGAGCACAUUUGCGGGGGAUCGGCGGAAUUCCCAACGCAGGAGAAGGCUGAAGGGCAUCUUAUUCAUCUCAUAAUGCCACUGUGUCUCAAGGCAUGCAGCGGAAAGGAUUUGGGGGAAUUGAGGCAGCACGACAUCUCAUUCCUCGUUACGGCGAUCUUGAAUGCCAUGAGCCCACCAGCCGGGAGAACAGCCCAGGGUACAACACAGAGUAAUCGAGUUGUUGGAGAUCUCCGUGCUGGCUCUCUAACUUUCACAGGAAGUCGUGAAGCGAAACGACCAGCUCGUAUUUCCGGAUCUCUCUAUCAGGCAGCUUUCCUAGCGCUGAGGAUUCUCUGCAUCUCCUUCGAACAACGCCUAGCCACUGAAUGGCCACGAAUUGUGCGCAUUAUGAGGGAUUUGGGGAGGCGCAAUGAAGCAGCUCCGGAACUUUGGAGUUUCCUGGAAUUUGUUGUCAAUCACCGUACUCCGCUCUACAUUGUCCUCAUGCCAUUCAUCCUCCAUAAAAUCUCUCAGCCGCCAAUUGGUGAUCAUGAGCGACAUAUGCAGUUCCUUAUUCGUGAGAGGAUGCGCGGAAUGCCCCAACCGGGUGGAGUUAAAUCCCGCGGGGCUCUGCUUCUGGAACUGGCGCGAGAACUUAAAGAUCUCCGGGAAGAACUAGAGGAACGCCGCUACGGAAGUGGUGAGAAACAAACACAUGAUCGCGAUAUUCCAGAGCCAAGUCGUCGAGAUGUGGUACCUUCAACACUCCCACCUGUCCAGGAAGUUCCAAAACACGCACAACGUCCAUCGCUAAUUUCACUUCUCACCGGUGCUGGACCACACAUUGCAUCCCAAAUGGCUACGCAUCAUGAGCGAACUGCAACGCCCAGUGAUUCAGCUUCUCAGCAUACACUGCAUCCUCCGCGGGAAUCUCUCUCAAGUGGCUCAACGACGAAUCGCGAGGCAGGUGUGAGUGAUAGUCACAGUGCUGAUGGAACUACACCAACUCCCAGUCUUGCAGCAACAGCUGGAGGAUCUUCGACAGUUAUUGCAGGCUCGACAGGAUCAGGUUCUGUGCCUCAUCUUUCACACUCAAUGUCCAUGCAGCAAUCAAUGAAGUCCCAGCAGGCACCACGGCUGCGUUUUGUGUCAUCCGUUGAGUUUAAACAUUCCUCCGGGGAGACCUCAACAACUCCACUCUCCCCUGAAAGCCCCAUAGAAGAUAGUUCAGGAGAAAUCCAGCGGCACCGGUUGCAGCGUUCCAAGGCACAGAGUCGCAAAACAUUCCGCAUUAAGCGUGGACAGCCUGGGCGUCAGACACAAGCUGGUGAUGGGGCUACUCUUGCUCCCGAGCCCGUUGAACCACCACCACCCCCACAACCCAAAACCGUUUCAGAUCUAUCGUGGGAUUCCGUUUCACAGACUUCCUCCACUUCCGGAUACAGAGACAACUGUAGCUUCCAUACGGGACUUCUCUCUCCGGAUGGUUCCUUAGCCAGUGCCCCACCUAUUGGGAGAUCCUCGUCGCAACAUUCCCUGUUGAUGCUCUUUGAAGCUCAGGAUGAGGAUACUCUCAUUUAGAGAGAUGUUAACAUUUAAAUUUAACGUGUUUUAGGUCAGUUAGUUUAAAGUUAAAGGACUUGUAGGACUGUGUCCUUAGGAAUAUCAAGUGGUGGUGUGAGAGAUUUAUGAGAUGAUUUUAAUGUUUGCGCUGAUGAGCCGUUCUCGCGUUGAUGAGUUUUACAAAACAAUUGAUUUCCGGCUUCGAAGGUACCAUUUUUUGUCUUAUUUAGUUUUUAAAUUACCUAUUUUUUAAUGUUCAAUCUUUUUUAACCUCAAAAACUAACUGUCUCAUGACUUGAUUAUAGUUUAUCUUCAGACCUUACUAUAAAAACUUGCAGCCAACUUCACACAACGCAUUCAAUUAUAAAAAAAAUCGAUCUGGUAGAUCUCGCGCCACCAUUUUGAAUAGAAACGAAAAGAAUGAUAUUUAGAGAAGAAUGUUCAAUGUUAACCUUUGAUGUUAACCGUAAGAAUUUAUCGAUGUUAAUUAAUCAAGUGGCCAAAUAUUUAUAACAAUUAGAGGACACUUUGUUAUUGUUGUGUAGAGAAAUAGUAAAAGUGUUACAGGUUAUGAUAUUUCAAUUAUUUUUUCUACAAGUUAUUUACAAAUUAGACUCAUUUUGUUCUUUAUUGAAACAUAAAAAACUCCUCACACGAAAAAUAAUAAAUGAAUGUUAUUGAAAUAGUUCAAAAUCGUUGCCAAAAUCUCACCUUUAAUCCCAACUUAAGAAAAAAAUAGACUCAACUUGAGAAAUUUUCAGGAAAAUCUUUAACCGAUUUGAUGUUUGAGAUAUUUUCUAAACGUUGUUGUGCUAAUCCCAUCAAGACUUAUCCAAGAAAAAUGAUAUCCUAUUUAUCCGAAUUCAGGAAUAAAAAAUAAACAGAUAAAGAGGUCAAUUCUGUGAAAAAUCAUUUUAUUUCAUUUCUUACAAUUCAUGAUUUGAAGAUUAUUGGUAUUCUGGAAAAAAUAUUUUAAUAUUCAGACAUCUUGUUUUUUUUUAUAAAUUCGUGAAUCUAACCUUUCUGAUCGAUUUCUUCAUUAGAAAAUCUUUCUUUUUACUUUUAUUACAUGAAAAAGGAAUAAUCUUAAAAUCAUAAAAAGUCUAAAUCUUUUAAAAUAUAAUUAAGAUAAAAGAAAAUAAAAGAUUUUUGACAGAAUUGACCCAAUAAACCCUCAAAAAUGCUUCCCAAAAUAACACAAAAUAAGAAAAUUGUUGAACGUCUAGUAAAUGUUAUCAAUGUUGUAAGACGAUAUUGUAGCCUUAUCCAAAGAGAAUAAAUGCUCUUUAUAAAGUC